Diprion similis is the source of this 4623-nucleotide messenger RNA. Its product is annotated as rap1 GTPase-activating protein 1-like. Gene Ontology annotation, cellular component: cytoplasm. The transcript has 10 exons. NCBI's taxonomy places the organism in Eukaryota, Metazoa, Arthropoda, Insecta, Hymenoptera, Diprionidae. The coding region runs from base 16 to 3147 and encodes 1043 amino acids. The record is from RefSeq and is a predicted model, not a curated record. Gene Ontology annotation, molecular function: protein binding; GTPase activator activity. Gene Ontology annotation, biological process: regulation of small GTPase mediated signal transduction; activation of GTPase activity.
UGAAGUUCGAACACAAUGAACAAUACGAACCGUUUGACGGAUCAGUCUGCGAGCGAAGAGGAGGGUGCGAAAAACGAUGAGAACGCGAGCUCGAAACACGGUAAACAGAAAUCGAAAAACUGUCUGGGACUGAAAUUAGUUCGAGUAUUCAGCUCGGCGUCUCUGAAAAGUUCAAAGACGCCGGAUCUGAAUAGCUCGGGGCAAAACUCCCCCAUAAGUUUCCCUGGAUCGCCUCGAAGCAGCCCAAAUCAGGGGAGUCCAGUAUCCUUCAACUCUAAGUCCAAGUCAGCCUGGUACAACUUCACUCAUCCCCGUAGCAGGCUGUCCUCGGUAUCAGGUUCGACCUCGUCCACCUCUUCAGCGGUGAAAUGGUACGACAGAAAUUCGCUAUCCCAGUCGCCUUACAGUCCGUUGGAUUCGGCGAGUUCGAAAGAUUCCGACAAGAAUUUCACCUACGAGAAGACAAAGUCGAGGCGAUCGUGGGGCAACAUAAUGCACCAUGGCUCUCGUGGCCAUCGCUCUGAUUCUUCCCGGUCAAACUCUCCUGUAAAAAUGGCUCGCAGGUCGCUCGACACUCCGAGCUUGGUGCCCGCGUCCCCGAUGACUCCCAAAUGCUUGGACCAGCUGCGGAAGGACUUCGCCGAUCACAAGAUCAAGUCACGGAACCUUCAGCAUUCCGUCCACGACCCUAACUGGUAUCGUUCCUACACUUCACUUCCAACAUCUGCAUCACUGUCCGCCAAGUUUCGGAACUACAACUCUGUACCUCCGACGCCGAGCAGCCCGAUGACACCCAAAAGUGCCACGUAUUCGAAGACCAUCACUCGUCACUGGCGGCAGCAGCUCGACCAAUCGGUUUACUGCAACUCCGAGCCCAGACGGACGGAAGAUACGCAAAACAGCCGUGUUAAUCCGGAUAAAGUAAAGGUAACGACGCACUCCGACCACAUGUUCGAGCUGCUCGAGAGGGUCCAGAGUUCCCGUCUUGAUGAUCAACGCUGCGUCUUACCUCCUUACUUCUCUCAGCCGUCCAGAGAUGAAAGGCCGACUUCGAGUCCAGCCGGCGGUACUCAGCCCCUCACACCGACUCCUUCACCGUCGCCAGUCGCCGACGCACCGAUCGGACGAGCCCUCAUGGAAGCCGCACUCUUGCAGGCUGGAACCCAACCUCCACCCAUGGUCGUCACACCCCCAGGGUACUGGGUUGAAGGUACCGACCAUCAUCACACUCUCGAUUCCUCGGGCAGAGCCAUACUGCCCACUCACCUUGCCUGGCAGCCGACGAUAGACCAGGACGACACAGCCAAAUGCUACAGACGUCUCUUUGCCACCAGGGAGCACGUCAACCUCGUCGGCAGGGACCCGGAGCAUGGACCGGUACUCGUAUCCGUAAAGGCGGAAUCUCUCGCUGGCGAAGAACACUGGAGGGUAAUUCUCAGACUCCGGGCCGGUUCUACGCACAAACUUUUAACGGCUUCGGAAAUCGGUCCUAACCUGUCGCCGAUCAGAAUGGUCAAGAUGCUGAACGAUUCUCUGACCGUGAAUACGUUGACCCCGGUGAUUUGCUCCGGCGCAGGAGCCAUGAUAGCCAGCUACGACGAGCACGCCCUGGUUUCGAAAUUCAAAUUCGGAGUCCUUCAUCAACGGGCUGGCCAAGUGACCGAGGAGAAGCUCUUCGCUAAUCGUCAGAUAACACCGGCCUUCCAGGAAUUUCUGGAUCUUCUCGGUCAGAGGAUAAACCUCAAGGAUCACAAGGGGUAUCGCGGAGGAUUGGAUACCCGACACGGUCAGACCGGGGACUCUGCUGUCUACGAGGUUUUUCGCGGGCGUGAAGUCCUAUUUCACGUAGCCUCCCUCCUCCCCUUCAGCCCCGGUGACUCGCAACAGCUACAACGUAAACGCCACAUCGGUAACGAUAUUGUGGCCAUCAUAUUCCAGGAGGAAUCAACACCCUUCAGUCCUGAUAUGAUCGCGAGCCACUUUCUCCACGCUUUUAUCGUCGUUCAGGUCAUCGAACCUUGCACACCGAACACCAGGUACAAAGUGAGCGUGACUGCACGUGACGAUGUUCCACGGUUCGGACCGGAGCUACCCAAGCCUGCUGUCCUACUUAGGGGCGUCGAGUUCAAAGAGUUUCUGCUCACCAAGCUCGUAAAUGCCGAGAGUGCAGCGUACAAGGCUGAAAAGUUCGCUAGACUCGAGUUGCGAACCAGAUCAGCGCUCUUGGAAUCACUGACCGAUGAACUGCAGUUGAAGACGGUCGAUUUUCUGGGUGGGGGAGCGAUUCCAUGCCCAGUAAGUCCUGCAGCGAGCGAGGCCUCGGCAUCCGGAAGCAGCGGAAGCGGAUCCCGAUUCAUAGACACAGUUCGUAAGGCACUGAUAUCGCGAGUGCGAAAUGCGUCAACGGACAACGUACCGCAACACAUGCCCAAAAAGGGUCCAUCAGAGGCGAGUCCACCGUGCAAUCGGUCGAUAACCAAAUCCGGCAAACGUUCGAUCGAGCCUACCAGUCCAUUGAGCUCGCCUGAUCUAACUUUGAGGAGAGAUUCGGACCGCGGAAGCCCGAGUCUUGGAAGCCAGGAUAGCAGUCACUCUACGACGGAGAACCAUGACAGUAGUUUGGCGACUUUGCAGCAGGACGACACAGACAGUAGACGCGAGUCUGCUAAUAAUUCGGAGAAAAGUUCCUUCCAGCACUUGACUCAGGAAAAUCUUCACAAGCGAGAGGUCGGCUGUCCGCGAAUGACGGAGAAAUCCGAAACGCACAGAGUCGUGUCCGAGAGCGAUGACAGCUCUUUGAACAGCGAGCUUGAACUGGACCAAGUUGUUUAUCCGGAUAGCGAUACUGGCCUCGAAUCAAUGAGCUCUGCGGAAACUCAUGAAGUGUCACAGUGUCCGCAAAGAAGCGAACCCGAAACUGAAGCACUGCGGACAGAAGUCACUAAGCUCAAAUGUGACAAACUUGAUCUGCUUAGACAGAAUGUCACUUGUCAACGAGACAUAAAAAGACUCCGUGAAAAGGAACUUCAACUUCAAUCCGAUUUGACUGCAGCAUCGACGGAAAUUUUACGGCUGAGGACAAUGCUAAAAGAAUGCUCGAGUAGCGUAGCUUUGGAGAACAACAAUCAACAAACAUCAACGGUGUGAGAAUUUCGAGAGUAGCGAUAGCCUCUUAAUGACGAACUACUACAUAGCCUGUAGCUGACAUACAAUAUGAUAUCCACACUGGUUUUAAGUACUGUCGCUUGUUAGAGCCUCGCUGGUCUGAUCCAACUAGAAAUACUAUAUUAGAGAAAUGUAUAGAAAAGUUUGGAUUUCGGUGUAUCAGUGUCGUCUUCACAUGCUGAUUAGAAAAUCUUUCCAAACCACGGAUUACAAAUGGUUCUUCAGCGUACAUAGUUAAAUGUCUGUACUAAUUUUAGAUGUUUCCCAUAUCGUAACGACGGAAUAUGUUAGACAAGAGGUUUUGAGCAAAACUGCUACUUUGUGACAUAAGUACACAGUCAUUUACGAGUGAGUUGUCCAGUUACAGUGAUUGAAUGACGAUUUUGCUGCUGCGGGGCUCCGUUUGAGUAGGUCCUAACUACGAUGGUACUUGAAUACUUCUUGAAGGUUUAUGCAAAAUAUUUAUGAAUUAAUUUAUUAAUAGUUAUAGAAUACCCGAUAGUGGUCAGUGUAUAGAUGAAUAUUUAAAAGUCUAUUGUUAUUAAAAGUUAAUGGAAAACAAACAAAAGAAAGAAAAAAAAACACUAGGAGAAAGAGAAUAAUUAAGUGUAAUUAAAUAGAGAAUACUAUAUACUAAGAAGAUGAUUAUUAUAACACAUGCCAAAUUUAUUUUAGCGAUAGAAGCUGAAGCUGCACAGAGUUACCAGCUUGAUUUCUUUGCCCACGCAAUAUGUACUAUUUUUUCUUUCUCUUUUUACAAUCAUAAUUUCUUUUUUUAAUAUCUACUGUGUUCGUCAACGUAUCAUUUUUUACGUACAGAAGUAUUUUACUAUUAAAGUUAUAAUCAUACGUUUUAUAGUUACAGAUACCGUUGUAUAAUAAUUUUAAUAUCAUACGAAAACUCAUUAUUAAAGAUCUUUCAUUAGCUUUCGUUAAGAUUUAAAAAGUUUGUUUGCUGAAGUUAACAUGUUGUAGAUUAGCUGAACCAAAUCGUUUAUUUUUAAGGAUUCAUUUGCAUGUAUAAGUAUCAUGUUGUUGUAUUACUGCGAUGCAUUUUAUGCCACCAAUGUAUAUAUUAUUAUUGACUUAAGAUUUUUAGAUUUAACUAACUCAUAACAAUACCAAAGUUUAAUGUAGCAACAUCACUUUUUUUGUUUCCUACAUUCCCGUCGUGUGCAACGCCCAUCAUCAGUACUCAUGUGUUUUAAUCUAGCUACAUAGUUAUCGUACAACGUCAGCUCGAUUCUUUUAUUAAAAAAUUAAAUAAACUAAUGAACUCAAUAAACGUCAAAAAAAGGGAAAUUAAUUUAUCCAAAUUUUACAGUCAAUUAAACAAUGUUUAACACAAACAAUACAGGUAUUACCCGUGACUCAUGUGAUCAAGAUCAACGCAGGUCACUUAGAUCAUUGUAUAACAUCACAGAUCACCUACUUUUCUGUAUUUUUUAUCAAGACAAG